Molecule: messenger RNA, 11087 nt
Organism: Hipposideros armiger (great roundleaf bat)
Lineage: Eukaryota; Metazoa; Chordata; Mammalia; Chiroptera; Hipposideridae
Gene: TECTA
Product: tectorin alpha
Exons: 26
Coding region: 4005-10388 (2127 amino acids)
Biological process (GO): cell-matrix adhesion
Cellular component (GO): extracellular matrix
Molecular function (GO): extracellular matrix structural constituent; protein binding
Source: RefSeq, a predicted model, not a curated record
CUCACUCCUGCUCUUUACCAUCUUCCCUGACCCGGGGAUACAAUACUCUUUUGUAUUUACUACCUCGGCUGGAGUGGUACCCGCAAACCAAGUACCCAAUGUGCUAAGUGCAUCUAUCUAUCCCCAUUAUACAUUGGGACUUGAAAAAUGACACCCACGUGGGCCUGCAGCUUCUGUGGACCCACUGUCAGCUUGACUUGGCCAGGAUUCUUCUUAUCCCUGGGCCCUACACGUUCCCAUUUAUCAGGGUCUUCGGGUAGCAAUGUUAACUCAAAUCCCUUGUCCAAUUAUAGUUUUGCCCCAGUUCUCAAAAUGUCUAGGUAUUCCCUUUUCCCCAGUCUACCGUCACUCAAGUAAAUGGCCAUAGGUCUUUUUGGGGAGGACUGCAAGAAGAAUUACUGAACAUACUUGUCAUAGUGUUGCAGGGUUCUCCCUUUGGGGACCUGGUUACUUUUUCAGUCUUUGGAUUCCAGAUUGGAAAACUGACUCAGAUUCACAAACCGAGCAAGAGCUUAAGGCUUUUUAGUGGGGCACCUGCCUUUGGCCUCUUACUCACAAAUUCCUGCUCUUCUUUAUUAUACUCGUAUACUAUAGUAAGCAAUACCCUGGUUGGCUUCCCAUCUACUUUACCCCUUGGAUGCCAGACUCUACUAAUCAUCAACAUAACGCUCUGUGGAUCAGGCCCCCCUGGCUACCACUCUCAUCUGUCGGUCAUUAUGAAGAUUAUGACUCCUGGCUUCAUGCAGUUGUAGAGUGCUGCCACCUGGUCCCCACUGCUUCAGGCACCCAUCACAUGUCCGUUGCUAUCAGACAGUCAAGUCCUGUGAUCAUGCUCCUGCCAUCAGUGCUGGCCUGCAGAGGGGAGCCCCGACGAAUCUUCUCUGUGUUGUUGGUGCUUCUCUGACCAACAUAUUCCUGCUGACUUUGAUGGAUGAUAUAGGCCUUCCCACGAACAUGAUCACCAGGUAUCUUUCCUCCUGCCUUAAAAGCAGCCUCGGUCUGCGCCAUCUUUAUAAUGCAGAAAUAUCUUGGGUUAUUAGCUCCCAGUCACCUUCACAUCACCUCUGUUCUAAAUCUUGUCAGAAAUCUUUGCUCAGUUUACAUCUUCAACAAAAUAAGUCCUCCUGCCAAUAUAGCAUAAAGGGAGAGUUUUGUCCAAACUCAUAGAUACAAAGAAUAAACUGAUGGUUACCAGAUGGGAGAGUGGUUGGGGGUGCGGGAAUAGGUGAAGGGAUUAAGAAGCACAGAUUGGUAUAUAUAAAAACAGUCAUGAGAUGUAAAGUGCAGUAUAAGUAAUAGAGUCAAUAAUAUUGUAAUAACUGUGUAUGGUGCCAGAUGGGUCCUAGACUUACCCAGUGAUCAUUUCACAGAUUAUAUAAAUGUCUAAUCACAUGUUGUACACCUGAAACUAAUAUAAUAUUGCUUGUCAACUAUAACUGAAAAAUAAAUUUUAAAACUAUAAAAAAUAAGAUAAAAAGACAGCAAACAAUGAAAGAUUUUGGUCAUUUCUCCAUCUGUAAUCAUUGAGGACACACCCGGAAUACACACUCACUGAUUGGCUUCCCAGCCCAGCCAGUGAUAAAUCAAACCAGUCUGUCCCCAGGUACCUGGCACUCCUCGUACCCGGAUUCUCAAGUUCAUUCUGAUUAAUUUACGCCGCCAUCUUGUGUAUCUGGUUAUGCCCAGAUGGCAUUCAUCUCAGUAGCAGUCCUGCAUCAAGGACAAAGCAUUUAAUAUGGGCCAAAGGGCUGAGAUAUAAAUACCCUUGAGUGCACGAAGAAAGAAGACCAAAGCAAUUAUUAUGCCACUAGCAGUUUUUUAAAUAGAGCCAACUAUUUUGCUUCAAGACAUUUAGACUGAGUACUGGACUAAAACCUUAAUAAAGAUUGGGUAAGGAGAAUGCUUUUCUAGGUGAGCCUGGGUUUAAUUUUAUUUUGAUUAGGCACUCAAAAAAAUAAGAUUUUCUGUCACAUAAAUAUGUGUCUUUUGGAGGAAAAUAGUCAUUCAAUAUCUGUAAGUAAAUAUAUAUGGAGGAUUCAUAAUACUAGUGAAAAAGUAUGCUUAAUGUGCAAAAUGUACUAAAUUAUCACAGGUUUUGGAAAAAAUAUUAAAUAACUUAGGCUAAAAAAUUAGUUCCCCAAACACACUUGUCCAUUUUAGGGCACCUUGCUGGAACUAUGUUUGGUUUUUUUUUGUAUAGUCAGCAUUUAAAUCUCUGCUCAGAGACAAAUUUGGAAUAAUUUUAAAUUUCCCAUUGAUUUACAGAGUAACUCUGUAAAAUUGAAAUUAUUGUUUAACAAGUUUCACCCUAAAUAUUUUGAAUAGUAAACUUAGUUUUAUGCAUUAGUCAUUCCUCAUCCAACUUAACAUGUUUUUCCCCUGUUUAUAAUACCUUUUAAAUUAUUUACUUACUGCAAAUUUUUGUCAGAAGGGGGCUAUCUCCCUCCUCUCCCUCUGAGGACCCUCACUGGGCAUCCAUGGAAGUUUCCAGAGUGGGGUUUGGUUUUUCCCUUGUGAAAGAUCAUGCCCCGCCCUGGUUACCUCCUUCAGUUUUGCUAGAAAGUGCCCAGGACUAUCACGCUGCACAGCGGUGGAUCAGAGAGGAAAGGGGAGGAAUAAAACCUAGAAAAGUUUGAGAAAGUUUCUUUAAAUACUUCAUGCACACCUGUGAAAAAACAGAGUAGAGCCUAUCUGUGGCAACUGUUCAAAACCAGAGAAACAAAAAAAGGCUUUAGUAGAAAACCAACUUCAUUUAAAUGUUGGAGGCAGCAGCUUUGUUUGGAGUUUUAAUCCCAUGCUAGUGGAUGCUAAUUCUGUAACAUUAUACAGUUGCCUUUUUUUUGGGUACAAAGGUAGAAGGGGGGUUUUCUUUUGUGUUUUUCAGUGCAAAGCGAUUCCGAUCAGAAAAGCUCAAGGUUUCAGCUCCAAGUACCUGACAUUUCCAUCUGAAUCUACUUUUUUUUUUUUUAAGGGGGGGAAAAAAAGGUCUAGUUUUUCAGGAAAAGAACCUCUCUACGCAAUCCUGAAACUGAUCUUUAGAUUUACUUUUCCUUAAUCAAUAGAAAAAAACUUGAUUGCAACUCAACACUUAUCUGACUCUAGCGCAGGACUAACUGAAUUUUUGGUUUUAAGAGUAGGGGAUUCAGACAUCAUUUCAGGAAUCAGAAAUAAUUGGCAGCAAGUGGGGGAGAACUGACAUGAAUUCUUGUUUUGCCUAAUUUUUUCCUGGUUUACCAAGAUUUGGCUUAAUAUUUCUGACUCAAUUCCUCCAGUCUCUACAGAACAGGUUAGUGACAUUUUUCAUAAAUACAUAUAUUUAAAUGAAUCCUCCUUACUGCUCUCUGAACUGUUUCCCUAUGGGCUCAAGUCUUAAACGCACACAGCAUCUACCUCUGCUAAAGCUGUGUGAUCUCUGCAAAAGUCUUAGCACCAAUUUCAGCAAAGCUGACUAAUAUUUAUUAUGUGCUUGAGUUUCAGUGUGUAUGCUUGACCAUUGAAGAUUUACAAUAAAACUCUCAUAGGGUAGGUUCACUAAUUUUUCCAUGAAAUUUUGGCUGAAGAAUUAGGAUAGCUUCAACUAAUAAGAGGAGGAUUUUUGUGUGUAAGAAUACUGUCAGAAGCAAACUUCACCGUCUAUCCAUGCACUUAGUUCUAUGCAAGUGUAUGUAUAACUUGGAGCUCGCAUAUGUGUUUGCAUCUCAGCUUUACGGAACAGCAUUGACUGUUCAUGUUGCUAACAGUAAAGCAGCCAGUUCAACUGAUAGUACUAAAAUGAAAACAAGUUCACUUCUGUGAUGUUCUUUAAGUUGCUGGAACUAAUUACUUGCUUGUGUGUUAGGUUCUAUUUAUAUUGUAAUUCCAAGGAGUAACCCGGCAUGGUUCUUCUUUAUUACUAAUGUACCUAUCAUUCAUUUCACUAUGGAAAGUCAGUGGACAGUCUCAUACUACGGGUGAAUCUGGUCAGCACUUCAAAACCGUGGAUUGGCUCCAUACUAUAGAGAAGGAUGAAUUAUUCAUCAUUACUUAGAAUUUGGGUCUCUUUCAUCUUCGCACUUGUACGGCAUCAAGUUCAGCCCAGGGAGCUUAUGUAUCCAUUUUGGCAGAAUGACACCAAAACCCCCAAAGUAGACGACGGAAGCUCAUCUGAGAUUAAAUUGGCCAUCCCCAUUUUCUUCUUUGGCGUUCCUUACCGCACUGUCUAUGUCAAUAACAAUGGAGUUGUCUCCUUCAAUGUACUAGUGAGCCAGUUCACGCCGGAAUCCUUUCCCUUGACGGAUGGGAGGGCCUUCAUUGCCCCAUUUUGGGCAGAUGUGCACAAUGGCAUUCGAGGCGAGAUCUAUUACAGAGAGACCAUGGACCCUGUCAUCUUGAAAAGAGCCACCAAGGACAUCAGGAAGUACUUCAAAGACAUGGCAACCUUCUCUGCCACUUGGGUUUUCAUUGUGACAUGGGAGGAAGUCACGUUUUAUGGAGGGAGCAGCACCACACCUGUGAACACCUUCCAGGCCGUCCUAGUGUCUGAUGGCUCCUAUACAUUCACGCUCUUCAAUUAUUAUGAAAUCAACUGGACCACUGGGACAGCGAGUGGCGGUGAUCCCCUGACGGGUCUGGGAGGAGUAAUGGCACAGGCAGGAUUUAAUGGUGGAAACCUCACGAAUUUCUUCAGCCUCCCUGGGUCAAGAACCCCUGAUAUUGUGAAUAUCCAGGAGACCACAAACGUCAAUGUUCCAGGCCGCUGGGCAUUUAAAGUUGAUGGGAAGGAAAUUGACCCAGCCAAUGGCUGCACCUCCAGAGGACAGUUCCUUCGGCGAGGGGAGGUGUUUUGGGAUGACCUGAACUGCACCAUCAAGUGCCGCUGCCUGGAUUUCAACAAUGAGAUCUACUGCCAGGAAGCCUCUUGUAGCCCCUAUGAAGUGUGCGAACCGAAAGGCAAAUUCUUCUACUGCAGCCCCGUGGAGACCAGUACAUGCGUGGUGUUUGGGGAGCCUCACUAUCACACUUUUGAUGGCUUCCUGUUUCACUUCCAAGGGUCCUGUGCCUACCUGUUGGCACGGCAAUGUUUGCAGACUUCCAGCCUCCCCUUCUUCAGUGUGGAGGCCAAGAAUGAACACCGUGGGGGCUCAGCUGUCUCCUGGGUGAAGGAGCUCUCUGUGGAGGUGAAUGGCUACAAGAUUCUCAUUCCCAAAGGAAGCUAUGGAAAAGUCAAGGUUAAUGACCUAGUGACUUCUUUGCCUGUCACCUUAGACUUGGGGACAGUGAAAAUCUACCAGAGUGGCAUGUCUACUGCCGUGGAAACGGAUUUUGGGCUCUUAGUGACAUUUGACGGCCAGCACUACGCCUCCAUUUCCAUCCCAGGCUCCUAUAUAAACUCCACGUGUGGACUUUGUGGGAACUACAAUAAAAACCCGCUGGAUGAUUUCCUCCGCCCGGACGGCAGGCCAGCCAUGUCUGUCCUGGAUCUAGGAGAGAGCUGGCGGGUCUACCAUGCUGAGUGGAAGUGUGACUCAGGCUGUGUGGACAACUGCACCCAAUGUGAUGCUGCCACUGAGGCCCUCUACUUUGGUUCUGACUACUGUGGCUUCCUCAAUAAGACGGACGGCCCCCUGUGGGAGUGNAUACUAUCUCUCUGUCAAGCCAUCCAGGCCUACGCUCUUGUGUGCCAAGCCCUUGGCAUUCCGAUUGGAGACUGGCGACUCCAGACUGGGUGUGUGUCCACGGUGCAGUGCCCGAGCUUCAGCCACUAUUCCGUGUGCACUAGCAGCUGCCCCGACACAUGCUCGGAUCUGACGGCCUCUCAGAACUGCGCCAUGCCCUGCACGGAGGGCUGUGAGUGUAAUGAAGGCUUUGUCCUCAGCACCAGCCAGUGCGUCCCGCUGCACAAGUGCGGCUGUGACUUCGAUGGCCACUACUAUGCCAUGGGGGAGUUCUUCUGGGCCACAGCCAACUGCACAGUGCAGUGCCUAUGCGAGGAGGGGGGCGACGUGUACUGCUUCAACAAGACCUGCCGCGGUGGGGAGGUGUGUGCUGUGGAGGACGGCUACCGAGGCUGCUUCCCCAAGCGAGAGACUGUGUGCCUGCUCAGCCAGAACCAGGUGCUGCACACCUUUGACGGGGCUGCCUACGCCUUCCCCUCGGAGUUCUCCUACACGCUGCUCAAGACCUGCCCCGAGCGGCCCGAGUACUUGGAAAUUGACAUCAACAAGAAGAAGCCCGAUGCAGGGCCUGGUUGGCUACGAGGUGUUCGGAUCCUGGUGGCCAACCAGGAGGUCAAGAUAGGAGGAAUCGGGGCUUCAGAAGUCAAGUUGAAUGGUCAGGAAGUGGAAUUACCUUUUUUCCAUUCUUCGGGGAAGCUGGAAAUUUAUCGAAAUAAAAACAGCACGACAGUAGAGUCCAGGGGCAUUGUGAGCGUCCAAUACGCAGACACAGGUCUGCUCUACAUCCGGCUCUCCACCGCUUACUUCAAUUGCACCGGGGGCUUGUGUGGCUUCUUCAAUGCUAAUGCCAGUGAUGAGUUCUGUCUCCCCAAUGGCAAGUGCACAGACAACCUGGCAGUGUUCCUGGAAAGCUGGACAACUUUCGAGGAGAUCUGCAAUGGGGAGUGUGGGGACCUACUGAAGGCCUGCAACAAUGACUCAGAGCUGCUCAAAUUUUAUCGGAGCCGCUCCAGGUGUGGCAUCAUCAAUGACCCCUCCAACAGCUCCUUUCUAGAGUGCCAUGGGGUGGUCAAUGUCACUGCCUACUACCGCACCUGCCUUUUUCGCCUGUGCCAGAGCGGAGGCAACGAGUCAGAACUUUGUGACUCUGUGGCUCGGUAUGCAAGUGCUUGCAAGAAUGCCGAUGUGGAGGUGGGCCCCUGGAGAACUUAUGACUUCUGCCCUCUGGACUGCCCGGAGAACAGCCAUUUUGAGGAAUGCAUGACGUGUACAGAGACCUGUGAGACCCUGGCCCUGGGCCCCAUCUGUGUGGACAGCUGCUCUGAGGGUUGUCAGUGCGAUGAGGGCUAUGCCCUGCAAGGCAGCCAGUGCGUCACCCGGAGUGAGUGUGGCUGCAACUUUGAGGGGCACCAGCUUGCCACCAAUGAGACCUUCUGGGUGGACCUGGACUGCCAGAUCUUCUGCUAUUGCAACGGCACAGACAACAGCGUCCAUUGUGAGAGCAUCCCCUGCAAAGAUGAUGAGUACUGCAUGGAGGAGGGCGGCCUGUACUACUGCCAGGCCCGCACCGACGCCUCCUGCAUUGUCUCGGGCUAUGGCCACUACCUGACCUUUGAUGGCUACCCCUUUGACUUCCAGACCAGCUGCUCGCUCAUCCUGUGCACCACAGGAAACAGGCCAAGCUCAGACACUUUCCCCAAGUUCAUCGUCACAGCCAAGAAUGAAGACCGGGACCCGUCACUUGCCUUGUGGGUCAAACAGGUGGACGUGACCAUGUUUGGCUACAGCAUAGUGAUUCACAGGGCCUAUAAGCACACGGUGCUGGUCAACAAUGAACGGCUAUAUCUACCCUUGAAGUUGGGACAAGGGAAGAUAAAUAUCUUUUCCUUUGGCUUCCAUGUGGUGGUGGAAACUGAUUUUGGCCUGAAGGUUGUGUAUGACUGGAAGACCUUCCUGUCGAUCACAGUCCCUCGGAACAUGCAGAACAGCACCUAUGGCCUGUGCGGCCGCUAUAAUGGCAACCCCGAUGAUGAUCUGGAGAUGCCCAUGGGUCUUCUUGCAUCCAGUAUCAAUGAAUUUGGGCAGAGCUGGGUGAAAAGGGACACGUUCUGCCAGGUUGGCUGUGGGGACCGCUGCCCUUCCUGUGCCAAGGUGGAAGGUUUCUCAAAGGUACAGCAGCUGUGCAGCCUGAUCCCCAACCAGAAUGCUGGCUUCACCAAGUGUCACAGCAAAGUCAACCCUACCUUCUUCUACAAGAACUGCCUGUUUGACUCUUGCGUCGAUGGGGGCGCAGUGCAGACUGCCUGCAGCUGGCUGCAGAACUAUGCCAGCACCUGCCAGACUCAGGGGAUUGCAGUGACCGGCUGGAGGAAUUACACUUCUUGCUCUGUCACCUGCCCUCCCAACAGCCAUUACGAGAGCUGCGUGAGCGUCUGCCAGCCCCGCUGUGCUGCCAUCCGCCUGAAGAGCGACUGCAACCACUACUGUGUGGAGGGUUGUCAGUGCGACGCAGGCUACGUCCUCAAUGGCAAGAGCUGCAUCCUGCCUCACAGUUGUGGCUGCUAUUCAGAUGGCAAAUAUUAUGAGCCUAAGCAGCUGUUCUGGAACAGUGAUUGCACGCGGCGAUGCCGCUGUUUCCGGCGCAACUUGAUCCAGUGCGACCCACGCCAAUGUAAGUCAGAUGAGGAGUGCGCGCUGCGCAAUGGGGUGCGUGGCUGCUUUAGCACCAAGACCUCCUACUGCCUGGCGGCUGGUGGCGGUGUCUUUCGCACCUUCGACGGCGCCUUCCUCCGCUUCCCUGCCAACUGCGCCUUCGUGCUAUCCACCAUCUGCCAGAAACUGCCUGACAUCUCCUUCCAGCUCAUCAUUAACUUCGACAAGUGGUCGUCCCCCAACCUCACCAUCAUUUCUCCCGUCUAUUUCUACAUUAACGAAGAGCAGAUUCUCAUCAAUGACCGGAACACUGUCAAGGUGAAUGGCACACAAGUGAAUGUUCCAUUUAUAACUGGGUUGGCAACCAAAAUCUACAGCAGUGAGGGGUUCCUGGUGAUUGACACCAGCCCCGACAUCCAGAUAUACUACAAUGGUUUCAAUGUCAUAAAAAUCAGCAUCAGUGAGAGGCUACAGAACAAAGUGUGUGGCCUCUGUGGCAACUUCAAUGGGGACUUAACUGAUGAUUAUGUGACUUUGCGGGGAAAGCCCGUGGUGAGCAGUGUGGUGCUGGCCCAGAGUUGGAAAACCAACGGCAUGCAGAAGAGCUGCAAUGAGCUGCAGUUCUCACAGUACGCAGCCAUGUGUGAUAAUGUGCACAUCCAGAAGAUGCAGGGCGAUGGCUACUGCCUGAAGCUCACGGACAUGAAGGGCUUCUUCCAGCCCUGCUACGGGCUGCUCGACCCCCUCCCCUUCUACGAGUCCUGCUACCUGGAUGGCUGCUACAACCACAAGAAGUACCAGCUGUGUGGCUCCCUGGCUGCCUACGGAGAGUCCUGUCGCUCCUUUGGGAUCCUCAGCACUGAGUGGAUUGAGAAGGAGAAUUGCUCAGGAGUGGUUGAAGAUCCCUGUGUGGGGGCGGACUGUCCCAACCGAACCUGUGAGCUGGACAAUGGAGGCGAGUUAUGUGGUUGCAUCGAGCCACCCCCCUAUGGAAACAACUCACAUGACAUUAUUGAUGCAGAGGUGACCUGCAAGGCUUCCCAAAUGGAAGUGUCCAUAUCUAAGUGCAAACUCUUCCAGCUUGGCUUUGAGAGAGAGGGCGUGAGGAUCAAUGACAGACAGUGCACUGGCAUCGAGGGGGAAGAUUUUAUCUCCUUUCAGAUCAAUAACACCAAAGGGAACUGUGGAAACAUCGUGCAGUCCAAUGGUACUCAUAUCAUGUAUAAAAACACCAUCUGGAUCGAAAGUGCCAACAAUACCGGCAACAUUAUCACCAGGGACCGGACGAUCAAUGUGGAAUUUUCAUGUGCUUAUGAGCUGGAUAUCAAGAUCUCCUUAGACUCUGUUGUGAAGCCUAUGCUCAGUGUCAUUAACCUGACAGUUCCAACCCAAGAAGGCAGUUUUACCACCAAGAUGGCACUCUACAAAAAUGCCUCCUACAAACAUCCUUACCGCCAGGGUGAAGUGGUGUUGACAACUCGAGACGUGCUGUAUGUAGGGGUCUUUGUGGUUGGAGCCGAUGCCACACAUUUGAUCCUGACGCUGAACAAAUGUUAUGCAACCCCCUCCCGUGACAGCAAUGAUAAGCUCCGAUAUUUCAUCAUUGAAGAAGGGUGUCAGAACAUUAAAGAUAACACCAUUGGCAUUGAGGAGAAUGGUGUCUCCCUAACCUGUCGCUUUCACGUCACAGUCUUCAAGUUCAUUGGGGAUUAUGAUGAAGUUCAUCUUCACUGCGCAGUGUCACUCUGUGAUUCAGAAAAGUACUCCUGUAAAAUAAAUUGCCCACAAAAUUCCAGGAUCGCCACAGAUUAUACCAAAGAGCCCAAAGAACAGAUCAUUUCAGUGGGACCUAUCAGGAGAAAAAGGCUGGACUGGUGUGAGGACAAUGGAGGGUGUGAGCAGAUUUGCACAAGCCGAGUAGAUGGGCCUCUGUGUAGCUGUGUGACAGGAACCCUGCAGGAGGAUGGCAAGAGCUGCAGAGCUUCUAAUUCUUCCACUGAACUUCAAGUCUGGACACUUCUUCUCAUCAUCACCCAGAUUUCAUUAUGGCAUUUUGUCUAUAAAUCAGGCAUGACCUCAUAAUUAACUCAAGGUUGCUAUAUAAAGUACUGUAAUUUACUUACCCAACUCCCUGUAGGAUAAAAUGUGUGUGCCCUUAAGUCAAAACCUAUUUGAAAGUGUGCAGCAUCUCAACGCCAUGCCACCUGCCUCAAACGGUCAGAGAUCUGGAAAUGAGUGGAAUUCCAAGCUCCUCUUUCAAAGUACACAACAGGGCUUCUAAAAGCCAGUUGUGGAAAGCAUAUAUCUUGCCUAAACUUUCCAAACAGUUGUCACUAGAAACUUUGGUUCACGUAAAUAACCAGUAAAGGAAAAAAAAAAAUCUGGCUAGAAAAGUCUGACUGGAAAUCUGACCAGAGAAAUCUGUCAAACCAGUGCUGUUUCUGGAUCAUAGUUUUUACAAAGAGAGGGCCUAUGGAACAAUAUUAAGAAGCAGUAACUGGGAGGUUUGACUCCCUCUGAAGAAUCUUUCCGACGUUUGGACGUGUCUGAUCUAUGAUAUGCAUGUGUUGCUUCCUUCUCUUUAUAAUGGACUCCUUCCCUAGCCCCGUGUCCUUCAACCUUGCCAUGGCAGCUUGGUCACUGGGUAUAUUGUUUGCAGCCCUGGGAACCCUGCCCCCCGUAACCCCUCCCCUCAGACUCAAUCCCUUCUCUUUUACAAAUCAACCAAAUAAUUUUUAAUGUGUUUUAUGCUUAAAUAAACUUUGUGUUCAAGUAUUCUCA